Messenger RNA from Balearica regulorum gibbericeps (East African grey crowned-crane), 2007 nucleotides. The record is from RefSeq and is a predicted model, not a curated record. Lineage: Eukaryota; Metazoa; Chordata; Aves; Gruiformes; Gruidae.
GUCUUCCUAGGGAAGGGAGCUUGCUCUGUGAUCCUCGGCGACCGGGCUGCUCCGCCUAGCAGGCACUGUGGAGCCCAGCCAUCCCAGGUCGGAGUGUGCCCGGUGUGGUACCCAGGCAGGGAGACACGGGCUGUCAAGUUGGUGAUUGGUCAUAACGCUUUCAGUGGCGUUGUCAGAUGUUACAAAAUUGACACUGAAGUUGUUGCCUUCCACAAAGAAGUGGAAACCGUGUUCUUUGUAUCUAUGUAUUCACUUUUUCUUUUAACUAAUUUCCAUACAGUAAAAUUUCUUGAAGUAAUCAAGCCCUUCUGUGUUAUCUUGCCUGAAAUCCAAAAGCCAGAACGGAAGAUUCAGUUUAAGGAAAAGGUACUAUGGACAGCUAUCACACUCUUCAUCUUCUUAGUAUGCUGCCAGAUUCCCUUGUUUGGUAUCAUGUCAUCAGACUCGGCAGAUCCUUUCUACUGGAUGAGAGUGAUUUUGGCAUCAAAUAGAGGUACAUUGAUGGAGCUGGGCAUUUCACCUAUUGUCACUUCCGGGCUCAUUAUGCAGCUCUUGGCAGGUGCUAAGAUAAUUGAAGUUGGUGACACCCCAAAGGACAGAGCUCUUUUCAAUGGAGCACAGAAAUUGUUUGGAAUGAUCAUUACCAUCGGACAGUCUAUUGUCUAUGUAAUGACUGGAAUGUAUGGAGACCCAUCUGAGAUGGGUGCUGGUAUCUGCUUGCUUAUCACAAUUCAGCUUUUUGUUGCUGGAUUGAUAGUUCUGCUCUUGGAUGAGCUCCUACAGAAAGGAUAUGGUCUCGGUUCUGGCAUAUCUCUCUUCAUUGCUACCAAUAUCUGUGAGACUAUUGUGUGGAAAGCAUUCAGCCCCACCACGGUGAACACAGGACGAGGCAUGGAAUUUGAGGGAGCCAUCAUUGCUCUGUUCCAUCUUUUGGCUACUCGUACAGACAAAGUCAGAGCUCUUCGUGAGGCCUUUUACCGUCAGAAUCUCCCCAACCUUAUGAAUCUGAUUGCCACCAUCUUUGUCUUUGCUAUUGUAAUAUAUUUCCAGGGCUUCAGAGUGGAUCUUCCUAUCAAAUCUGCUCGCUACCGUGGCCAGUACAACACCUACCCUAUCAAGCUGUUCUAUACUUCCAACAUUCCCAUUAUUCUUCAGUCCGCCCUGGUGUCAAACUUGUACGUCAUCUCCCAGAUGCUUUCUGCUCGCUUCAGUGGCAACUUACUGGUUAGCCUGCUGGGCACUUGGUCUGACACGUCAUCUGGAGGCCCUGCUCGUGCUUAUCCAGUUGGUGGCCUUUGUUAUUAUCUGUCACCACCAGAGUCCUUUUCUUCGGUGUUAGAAGACCCCGUACAUGCAGUUGUUUAUAUAGUAUUUAUGUUGGGCUCCUGUGCUUUCUUCUCUAAGACGUGGAUUGAAGUCUCUGGCUCCUCUGCCAAAGAUGUGGCCAAACAAUUGAAAGAACAACAAAUGGUAAUGCGAGGCCACAGAGAAACCUCAAUGGUACAUGAACUAAACAGGUACAUCCCUACAGCUGCUGCAUUUGGUGGUCUCUGUAUUGGUGCACUCUCUGUGUUGGCAGACUUCCUUGGGGCAAUUGGGUCUGGAACUGGAAUUUUGCUUGCUGUCACUAUCAUUUAUCAGUACUUUGAAAUUUUUGUAAAGGAACAGAGUGAAGUUGGCAGUAUGGGAGCUCUUCUUUUCUAAACCUAGCUUCUCAUGGACCCAGGAAAGAGGGGAGGAACAUUCUCAAAAUAUAGGUGGUCAGGUGAAAAGUAGUAAUGUAAACUUGAUAUGGUCAUUCUAUAAGAACACAUAUUUUAAUAAUGUUUCCAAAGCGCAUUCCCUUAUGUUCAAACUUUUCUAGCACACUGUUUGCAUUUUAUAAAUUGAUGAGGAAAAAUGUGCAAAAAAUUUUUUUAAGAUAAUUGUUUUUUAAUUAUGUGUUAGGAGAAUCAGCUUUCUGAAUUGGGUUUAGUUCAAUGACUCUUGAAAUUUUUUUGAGCCCCU